AUGGUGACACCAGGCCCAAAAUUGAGUGGUGCCCAAUGUGACCAAGCCAAAGCUCUCUGUCUAGAUUUUGUCAAGCAUCAAUAUGGUGAUGUUGGGCGUGAGUUAUUUAGAGACUCUCUGCUUGAGAUGGGAUUGGGCGUGGUUCCUGCUGAUGAAGAUGAUUCCAGUGAUGAAGAUGAUUCGGCAGAAAGCACCUCCAAGGAAGAAAGCGAGGAUGAAGAUGAAGAAAAGAAGCCCAAGACAAAGACAGUGAAGGAAACAACUUAUGAAUGGGAACUUUUAAAUGAUGUUAAAGCUAUAUGGCUGAGGAAUCCAAAGGAGGUUACAGAAGAAGAAUACACCAAAUUUUACCACUCUCUUGCCAAGGAUUUCAGUGAUGAGAAACCUUUAUCAUGGAGUCACUUCACUGCUGAAGGAGAUGUCGAGUUCAAGGCAGUUCUGUUUGUACCACCUAAGGCACCUCAAGAUUUGUAUGAGAGCUAUUAUAACGCAAACAAAUCCAACCUGAAGCUGUAUGUUAGACGAGUGUUCAUUUCAGAUGAAUUUGAUGAACUGCUGCCUAAGUACCUGAACUUUUUGAGGGGUCUUGUUGAUUCUGACACAUUGCCACUUAACGUAUCGAGAGAAAUGCUUCAACAACACAAUAGUCUUAAGACAAUCAAGAAGAAACUUAUUAGAAAGGCCCUUGAUAUGAUCCGUAGGAUUGCAGAUGAGGAUCCUGACGAGUCCACUGACAAAGAAAAGAAAGGCAUGAUUCCAUCAGGAAGGCCCAACAUGAUAUCAAAACAAGCCAAAAUAGCAUCAGAAGACCCAAAGCUCAAAAAGACAGAAUUAGGAGCUUAG
Messenger RNA from Cajanus cajan (pigeon pea), 843 nucleotides. The record is from RefSeq and is a predicted model, not a curated record. NCBI's taxonomy places the organism in Eukaryota, Viridiplantae, Streptophyta, Magnoliopsida, Fabales, Fabaceae.